UCUUCACAAAGUCUUCCGGUUCUGGACCUGACCGCCGGACUCUGCAUAAUUCGAAGCAAAUACGGAGACAGAGCAGCGGUCUCUCUCUCUCUCUCUCUCUCUCUCUCUCUCCGCGGAACGGAAAGACAUAUUCCAUUCCCCCCCACCUCUCUCUCUCUGCAGCCAAACAGCCCUUCUCGUCUCUCUCUCUCUAUCUCUCUCUCUUUGCUACCCUUCUCGCCCACCAAAACCCUUCCUUUCACCCCCAAACCCCUUCGGGUUCCAGGAAUUGCCCCGCACGUGGCGCUGAAUUGAUUGGGCGAUUGGAAGCGGGAAGGGAAUCACGGCAUAUCAUCCGCCGCCGCCGAAGCCGGUGAAGUAAAGAUGGCAGCAGGGGCCGCGACGUGGCAGCCGCAGGAGGAGGGUUUCAAGGAGAUCUGCGGGCUGCUGGAGGAGCAAAUAUCCCCGACCUCCACCGCCGACAAGUCCCAGAUUUGGCAGCAGCUCCAGCACUAUUCCCAGUUCCCCGAUUUCAACAACUACCUUGCCUUCAUCCUGGCCCGCGCCGAGGGGAAAUCCAUUGAGGUCCGACAAGCAGCUGGCUUGCUCCUGAAGAAUAACCUUAGAACGGCUUUCUUGUCCAUGAAUCCUGCCCAUCAGCAGUACAUAAAAUCAGAGCUAUUGCCUUGUUUAGGGUCGGUUGACAGGCACAUCAGAUCCACCGUCGGAACUAUCAUAAGUGUGGUCGUUCAAAUAGGAGGAGUUUUGGGAUGGCCCGAGUUGUUGCAGGCACUGGUGACUUGCUUGGACAGUAACGACCUAAACCACAUGGAAGGUGCCAUGGAUGCUUUGUCCAAGAUUUGCGAAGAUAUACCCCAAGUGCUCGAUUCAAAUAUUCCUGGCGUACCAGAACGACCUAUUAAUGUAUUCCUUCCAAGAUUGUUUCAGUUUUUCCAGUCACCUCACACAUCUUUAAGAAAGCUUGCUUUGGCAUCCGUAAAUCAAUACAUAAUGCUGAUGCCUGCUGCUUUAUAUGCAUCAAUGGAUAAAUAUCUUCAAGGAUUGUUCAUUUUAGCAAACGAUUCAGCUGGAGAAGUGCGCAAAUUGGUUUGCUCAGCAUUUGUUCAACUCAUUGAAGUCCGUCCAGAUUUCUUGGAGCCUCAUCUGAGGAACGUUAUUGAGUAUAUUCUGCAAGUGAACAAGGAUUCUGAUGAUGAAGUGGCUUUGGAAGCUUGUGAAUUCUGGUCUGCGUAUUGUGAUGCUCAGUUGCCUCCUGAAAACUUGAGAGAAUUCUUGCCAAGACUUAUUCCAGUGUUAUUAUCAAACAUGGCUUAUGCUGAGGAUGACGAGUCACUUGUUGAUGCUGAGGAAGAAGAUUCUCUCCCCGAUAGAGAUCAGGAUAUCAAGCCCCGUUUUCAUACAUCACGACUUCAUGGGUCUGAGUAUGAGGAAGAUGAUGAUGAAGAUAUUGUUAAUGUAUGGAAUUUGCGGAAAUGUAGUGCUGCUGGUCUUGAUUUUCUCUCAAAUGUCUUCGGCGACGAAAUCCUUCCUGCAUUAAUGCCGAUAAUUCAGGCUAAGUUGUCAGCCACUGGAGAUGAUGCAUGGAAAGAAAGGGAAGCUGCAGUUUUAGCCCUUGGUGCGGUUGCUGAAGGUUGCAUAAGUGGUCUCUAUCCUCAUUUGGCGGAGAUUAUAGCAUUUCUUAUCCCUCUGUUGGACGAUAAGUUUCCACUCAUCCGAAGUAUUACUUGCUGGACCCUCUCUCGUUUUAGCAAAUAUAUUGUUGAGGGAGUUGGUCACCCGAAAGGCCGAGAGCAAUUUGAAUACGUGCUUAUGGGGCUCUUGCGAAGAAUUUUAGAUGAUAACAAGAAGGUGCAGGAGGCUGCUUGCUCUGCUUUUGCAACACUCGAGGAGGAAGCUGGCGAAGAACUGGCUCCGAAGUUGGAAAUUAUUUUGCAGCAUCUUAUGUCUGCAUAUGGGAAAUAUCAGAAACGGAACCUCAGGAUUGUUUAUGAUGCAAUUGGAACACUAGCAGAUGCUGUUGGUAGAGAACUAAAUCAGCCCACUUAUCUCAAGAUCCUAAUGCCUCCACUGAUUGCUAAGUGGCAACAACUUUCAGACGCAGACAAGGAUCUUUUCCCCUUGUUGGAAUGCUUCACGUCUAUUGCACUGGCAUUAGGUACUGGAUUUUGUCAAUUCGUUGAACCAGUAUUUGAGAGAUCCGUACGCAUUAUACAAAUUCAGCAGCAAGCAAAGGUUGAUCCUGCUGCAGCUGGACUCCAGUAUGAUAAAGAAUUUGUGGUCUGCUCUCUUGACCUGCUUUCCGGACUUACAGAGGGUCUUGGCAGCGGUAUAGAAAGCUUGGUUUCUAAAAGUCGUUUGAGUGAUUUGCUCCUGCAAUGCUGUAUGGAUGAUGCAUCUGAUGUACGUCAAAGCUCCUUUGCGCUGCUUGGAGAUCUUGCAAGGGCAUGCCCUGCCCAUUUGCAUCCUCGGGUGGCUGAAUACCUUGAUAUUGCAGCGAAACAACUGGCAUCUCCUAAGUUGAAGGAGUCUCUGUCAGUUGCAAAUAACGCCUGUUGGGCAAUCGGGGAACUCGCAGUCAAGAUUCGGCAAGAGGUCUCUCCAGUUGUCAUGACAGUUAUGUCAUGCUUAGUUCCUAUUCUUCAACAUGCUGAGGAGCUCAACAAGUCACUUGUUGAAAAUAGUGCGAUAACUCUAGGUCGGCUUUCAUGGGCUUGCCCGGAGCUUGUGUCUCCACAUAUGGAGCACUUCAUGCAACCGUGGUGUGCUGCUUUGGCAAUGAUACGUGAUGACAUUGAAAAGGAGGACGCUUUUCGGGGUUUAUGUGCUUUGGUGAGAGCUAAUCCAUCAGGGGCUUUAACUUCUUUGGUUUUCAUGUGUAAUGCCAUCGCGAGUUGGAAUGAAAUUCGAAGCGAGGAGCUGCAAAAUGAACUUUGUCAGGUGUUACAUGGUUAUAAGCAGAUGCUGAGGAAUGGAGCAUGGGAUCAGUGCAUGUCUGCGUUGGAGCCCCCUGUGAAAGACAAGCUCUCAAAGUACCAAGUCUAGCAAUUUUUGACAGCUGAUUUGUGCCAUUUUACCCCACCAUCAACUGCUGAAUUUGAGCCUGCAAUCACAACAGAGCUUCAGUGAUUUUGCGCAUCAUCACCCAAGCAUUUUCGGUCCAUACAUAUUUAGAUUGGAACCAGGUCAGCCCGCUAGGGACGACGUUACACAGUCGUAUCGUAUAGAGUGAACAUGGCCCCUCCAUGAGGUCCAACAUGCCCUUCAUAAAGAGGAACGUUGAUGAAGAUGAAGUUCGGGUUAAAGAUGUUAUAUAAAUAUAUAUAUAUAUGCAACUAUGGAUUCUUUUACGUCUUUAGAUUCGUCCCCCGAGUGUUGAGUUCUAGAUGUGUAAAGAGUUUUUUUUUUUUUUCUUUUCCUAAUUUAUGGUUUCUGAUUUCUUCAUUAUUUAUUUUCGGGGGAAUUAAGGUUAUUAGGUUUACGUUCUGUUCUGAGGUGAAUUUGUGUUGUACCGUAGACGAAGCUUGCGGGUUCUGGCUCGGAUGGAGCAGCCAUAGCUUUUGGUUUGUGGGAGCAACAACUGUUUUUGGUAUGUUGGGUCCAUAAGUCAUUGAUUUUGCUGUCUUUUGUCUGAUUUCACGUCCGUACCGUAGAUUGAGAGAUGUGAAGAAUAUGUUGGUUUUCUCUUGUUUAUUUAUGAAAUGAGAAUGGGGAAAAAAAAUUUGAAUUUGUGUA
This is a messenger RNA of Punica granatum (pomegranate), 3732 nucleotides long. The record is from RefSeq and is a predicted model, not a curated record. NCBI's taxonomy places the organism in Eukaryota, Viridiplantae, Streptophyta, Magnoliopsida, Myrtales, Lythraceae.